This is a messenger RNA of Pseudogymnoascus verrucosus, 1143 nucleotides long. It is a transcript of the gene SWD2, whose product is annotated as member of Set1p complex, histone methyl transferase. The transcript has 3 exons. The record is from RefSeq and is a predicted model, not a curated record. Lineage: Eukaryota; Fungi; Ascomycota; Leotiomycetes; Thelebolales; Thelebolaceae. Bases 1 to 1143 code for a protein of 380 amino acids. Gene Ontology annotation, molecular function: chromatin binding; protein binding. Gene Ontology annotation, cellular component: Set1C/COMPASS complex.
AUGAGCUCCACACUCAUGGACGUGGACUCCCCGAGGCCGGCGCCCAAUGCAAAUGGAGGCAUUGGCCUCUCCAGGUCAGGCAUCAAUGUGCCGGCUAUUGCGAAAGUCAGCGAUAUAAUAUCAAACUUUCGGCCAACAAGGCUCUUCAAGCGCGACUAUCAUAACGAGCCCACGACGGUGCUCUCACUGGACUUUGAUGACAAAGGCGAGCUCCUGAUGACCUCCGAGACGGAUGAGUCCAUCCAGCUAUAUAAUGUCCUCGAUGGCACGUUCAACAAGUCGCUGUUCAGCAAAAAAUACGGUGUCAAGCACGCCAAAUUCACACACAAGUCCACGAGCAUCAUCUACGCCAGUACAAAAGAGAACAAUGAUAUCCGCUACCUCGCGACCCACGACAACUCCUUCCUACGCUACUUCAAAGGUCACACUGGGUCGGUAACCUGCCUCACAAUGAACCCCGGCAGCGACACAUUCGUCUCCUCCUCCCUCGACAACACCGUCCGCAUCUGGGACCUCAACAGCGUAAACCCAAUCGGAAUGCUCAACAUCAACUCCCCCCACCUCACAGCCUUCGAUCCCUCCGCCUGCGUCCUCGCUAUCGCCUCUCCUGCCGCACAAACUAUCCUCCUCUACGACAUCCGCAAAUUCGAUGAAGAGCCCUUCGCCUCCUUCGACCUCUACCCCUACGCCAAACACGACCCAACCGCGCGCGCCUGGCGCUCCCUCGACUUCUCCAACGACGGGAAAUCUCUCCUCAUCGGUACAGCGGGUAAUACGCACUUCGUUCUCGACGCCUUCGAUGGCAAGCUCAAGCACGGCCUCAUCCGCAAAUCUGGCGGCGCGCGCCGUCUCCCCUUGAGCAAAGAGGGACCUGAUGGGGAGGAUGACAUGGAGGCGCUUCACCACACCAGCGGUGACGUGUGUUUCUCGCCCGAUGGGCGGUACGUGCUGAGCGGACAGCAGCGUAGUAACGUGCUCGUGUAUGAUAUCACAGGCGCGACACAGGCUGGAGGGAACACACCGAUGGUCGAGCUCGAAAGUAAGAGCGAGGUGGCGGCGAUACGGUAUAAUCCGCGCUUCAAUAUGUUUGCGACGGCGGACAGGGAGCUGAAUUUCUGGGUGCCGGAUCGGGACUCGGUUUAA